This is a messenger RNA of Bufo gargarizans (Asiatic toad), 2276 nucleotides long. It is a transcript of the gene BTBD10, whose product is annotated as BTB domain containing 10. Gene Ontology annotation, molecular function: protein binding. The record is from RefSeq and is a predicted model, not a curated record. NCBI's taxonomy places the organism in Eukaryota, Metazoa, Chordata, Amphibia, Anura, Bufonidae. The coding region runs from base 179 to 1600 and encodes 473 amino acids. Gene Ontology annotation, cellular component: cytoplasm. Gene Ontology annotation, biological process: positive regulation of phosphorylation. The transcript is spliced from 9 exons.
AAACAGCCUCUUCCUGUGCUCUCGCGAGAUUACGCAUCCUGUGUUUGCGGUGACUCACGGAGGCUGCUCUGCGGUGUUGGUCUCGCGGUGUGCCGAGGGAGCGGCCCGCAUGGAGGUAUAGGGUGGACGGAAGGUCAUGUGUGCUUGCAGAAGAGUAGUGUGAGGAAGCUGGAGUGGCAUGGCAGGACGGCCUCAGCCUUAUGACAGUAACUCCAGUGAUCCAGAGAACUGGGACCGGAAAUUGUCUAAUAGACCUCGUAAACUGUACAAACACUCAAGCACUCCGUCUCGAGGAGCUAGAGCAGGAGCUGGCCACACAAAGAUGAGUCUCCAUGGUGCCACUGGCGGUCACGAACGUUCACGAGAUAGACGCCGAUCAAGUGAUAGAUCUCGAGACUCGUCCCAUGAAAGAGGAGAGAGCCAGCUGACUCCCUGCAUCCGAAACGUUACCUCACCUACACGGCAGCAUCACAGCGAUCGAGAGAAGGAAUACUGUUCAUCCCGGCCGAGCAGCCCCCGCCCUCAGAAAACCUCCCCCAACGGCUCCAGUAGUAGUUUUGGGCUCAGUAGCCGAAACAGUAGCCAGUCGAGUUCGGAAGGGAACUGUAAGAGCGCUGGGGAGAUGGUGUUUGUGUACGAGAAUGUAAAGGAAGGAGCGCGGAGCAUCCGCACCGCCGAGAGAGUCACCCUGAUAGUGGACAACACCAGAUUUGUUGUAGACCCCGCCAUUUUCACCGCACAGCCAAACACUAUGCUGGGCAGGAUGUUUGGAUCUGGCAGAGAACAUAAUUUCACGCGUCCUAAUGACAAGGGAGAGUUUGAAGUGGCGGAGGGAAUCAGCUCCACUGUGUUUCGGGCCAUUCUGGAUUACUACAAGACCGGGAUAAUUCGCUGUCCGGACGGAAUAUCGAUCCCGGAGCUCAGAGAAGCGUGCGACUAUCUCUGUAUCUCGUUUGAGUAUAGCACUAUCAAAUGUAGAGACCUCAGUGCGCUCAUGCAUGAACUGUCCAAUGACGGGGCUCGGAGACAGUUUGAGUUUUACCUGGAGGAGAUGAUCCUGCCCUUGAUGGUUGCCAGCGCUCAGAGCGGAGAGAGGGAGUGCCAUAUCGUGGUGCUAACCGAUGACGAUGUGGUGGACUGGGACGAAGAGUACCCACCACAGAUGGGAGAGGAAUAUUCUCAAAUUAUUUACAGCACCAAGUUGUACAGGUUCUUCAAGUACAUAGAAAACAGGGAUGUGGCCAAGUCUGUCCUUAAGGAGAGAGGACUUAAAAAGAUCCGGCUAGGCAUUGAAGGUUACCCAACAUACAAGGAGAAAGUGAAGAAGAGGCCGGGCGGACGGCCAGAGGUCAUCUACAACUAUGUGCAGCGGCCCUUCAUCAGGAUGUCCUGGGAGAAGGAAGAGGGGAAGAGCCGACAUGUGGACUUCCAGUGUGUGAAAAGCAAAUCCAUCACAAACCUGGCUGCAGCUGCUGCCGACAUCCCACAGGACCAGCUUAUGCACCCAACACCUCAAGUAGACGAGCUCGACAUCUUACCUAAUCACCCCACCCCAGGUAACAACGACACAGAACCAGACGGGCAGAACUCCACCUUAUAAUACAGGCUUCACGGCUGCAGGAACGUGUGCAAUCGGCCAUCAUAGGAGUCGACUUCAUCUGUCACCAAUGCUGAGGUUUCUUUUUAUACAAUCAUUACAAAAGGGAGGGGGCAAAUGGUGUUAUGGUGGCACUGCCACACGUGGGACAUGUAAUACACCAAUGCGCUGUUCUGGUUGUGCAGUGUGGACUUUUUCUUUUACUGACCAAAGGAACAAGCAGAGGUUCCAGCUGUCAUGUGUUUCUGGUGGGCUUGUGAUGUCGGCUGUCUGUUUACUCCUUCACACUGUAACUAUCCCCCCAAUCCCGCUCCGCUAUCUGGCAGCUGGAGGAUAUCACAGGGUCUCCUCCGGGGUUUUUCGUACUGGCACUUUAUGGAUGGUUUCAGGCGGUGUUUGUAAAGUUAAUUUUAUAGUAUAUUAGUAUUAACUUUAAAAAGUGCAUCAAUUUAAAAAGUUUGGAUAUUUGGUGAUCUUGUAUUUCCCUUUACCUGUAUUCACUGAGCACAAGCGGGGCGUUCUCACUAAGGCCAGCCCCCGGAAUGUCACGCAAUGGGGCUUGGAGCAAGCGAUGCCUUACACCACACAAUCUUCCCCGGCCGAGUUUACCAAGAGAAUUGUUUGAAAUAAAUGAUUGUAUGUUUUGCAUUUAAAUAAAUUGUCAUUAUUUUAAAUCUGC